Molecule: messenger RNA, 5875 nt
Organism: Bufo bufo (common toad)
Lineage: Eukaryota; Metazoa; Chordata; Amphibia; Anura; Bufonidae
Gene: ROCK2
Product: Rho associated coiled-coil containing protein kinase 2
Exons: 34
Coding region: 771-5165 (1464 amino acids)
Biological process (GO): positive regulation of centrosome duplication; actomyosin structure organization; embryonic morphogenesis
Cellular component (GO): cytoskeleton; cytoplasm
Molecular function (GO): ATP binding; small GTPase binding; Rho-dependent protein serine/threonine kinase activity
Source: RefSeq, a predicted model, not a curated record
GUAAACUUUAGGGCAGCCCGUCUCCCGGGCGGCAUGGGUGUGUGAGUGUGUGCAGGAAGAGGAGGGCCUGUGCUCGGGGAGGAGGCCGGCUCUGUCACCGAGCACCGCACGUAUGGACGCCCGGGAGGCAGCGACCACCCCGGCAGAGGGCAACUAGCGGCCGACCGCGGGAGCCGGGUGCACGCGGAGCGACAGCCGCAAAGCGCAGCGCAAAGAACAGAGAGAGAGGGAAAGGAAAAAAAAAGGCGGCCGGGCGGGGGAGAUCCAGCCCCCGGAGGAAGAGGAGGGGGCAGAAGAGGCGCCUCUAUCUCAGGGAGAGGACACGGGAGGAGAAGCUGCAAGGAGUUUGCGAUUCUUUUUUCGCGCAAUAUCUGAACACAUUCCCAACUUGCAGGGAUCCGCCGCCGGGGGAGCCGGAGCCCGGGUGAGGGGGCAAAGUUUCCUGGAGCAAGGAGCCCACCUUCCCCCUGUGAUGAUGCACCCCUGACUGGGGGCAGUGCCCCAUGCCUGCACCUCUAGAGGGUGGAGGGCCUUAGCUAAAGGGAGGCCGCUGUAUAAAGGAGCACUCUGCCCCCCUCCAUGUAGUGUGGAUAACAGUGCUCCAAGAAGAGAGCAAAGUAUCAGAGUGCAGAUCUUCUGUUCGGCCUCUAGGGGGCAGCCCCCAUGUUGCCUUCUCCUACCGGAGGGUGAAGGGGGCUUCUGAUAAACCAGGUGGCACCCUCCUUAUUACGGAUAAAAACCUAUAGGAUCCAGCCGACCCUCGGGCGAAGAUGUCCUCUCCCCCGGAGAAGGGAAUGGCCGGCCGGCAGGAGAAGCUGGACACCGUGCUGAGGAAUCCGCGCUCGCCCAUCAAUAUAGAAAGUCUGCUGGAUGGACUCAACUCACUGGUUCUUGACCUCGACUUCCCUGCACUACGAAAGAACAAGAACAUUGACAACUUCCUAAAUAGAUAUGAAAAAGUUGUCAGCGAUGUGCGACAACUACAGAUGAAAGCAGAAGAUUAUGACAUAGUAAAAGUCAUUGGACGAGGGGCCUUUGGUGAAGUCCAACUGGUUCGGCACAAAAGUACGCAAAAGGUUUAUGCAAUGAAACUGUUAAGUAAAUUUGAAAUGAUAAAAAGAUCAGACUCUGCCUUUUUUUGGGAAGAAAGGGAUAUCAUGGCCUUUGCAAACAGCCCGUGGGUAGUUCAGCUGUAUUGUGCCUUCCAAGAUGAGAAGUCCCUCUACAUGGUGAUGGAGUACAUGCCUGGCGGAGACCUUGUAAACCUUAUGAGCAACUACGAUAUGCCUGAGAAGUGGGCAAAAUUCUACACCGCCGAAGUGGUCCUGGCCCUCGACGCCAUUCACUCCAUGGGCUUGAUCCAUCGAGACGUCAAACCAGACAAUAUGCUGCUGGACAAGAAUGGCCACCUGAAGCUGGCGGACUUUGGCACGUGCAUGAAGAUGGAUGAAACAGGUAUGGUGCGUUGUGACACUGCCGUCGGAACUCCAGAUUACAUAUCACCUGAAGUGCUGAAGUCUCAAGGAGGAGAUGGCUACUACGGACGGGAGUGUGACUGGUGGUCGGUUGGGGUCUUCCUGUUUGAGAUGCUGGUUGGGGACACUCCAUUUUAUGCCGACUCCCUGGUUGGAACCUAUAGUAAAAUUAUGGAUCACAAGAAUUCCCUAAACUUCCCAGAAGAUGUGGAAAUUUCUAAGCAUGCCAAGAACCUCAUCUGUGCCUUCUUAACAGAAAGGGAGGUGCGACUUGGGCGGAAUGGUAUAGAGGAAAUCAAGCAGCACGCGUUCUUCAAGAACGACCAGUGGACCUGGGACAACAUACGAGAGACGGCUGCGCCGGUGGUCCCUGAGCUGAGCAGUGACAUUGACAGCAGUAACUUUGAUGACAUUGAAGAUGACAAAGGCAAAGUGGAGACAUUUCCUAUCCCUAAAGCAUAUGCAGGGAACCAGCUGCCUUUCAUUGGAUUUACCUAUUACCGGGAAAACUUAUUGCUGAGUGACCCGUCUAAGGGUCGGGAGCAGCAGAACUCCUCCAUGAAGCCUACAAAGGAGGAGUCUGCAGAACAUCAGAAGGCUAUUCAGAAGCUGCAAGAAAAACUUCAGAAUGAGGUCCAAACCAGGGAUGAUUUCGAGCACAAAUACAGGUCUGUAAAUUCCCGCCUGGAGAAGACAAUGAAGGAACUUGAUGAACAGAUAAAUUCUCGGAAGAACCUGGAGUCCACCAGCCGGCAGCUAGAGUGUGAGAAGGCCCUGCUACAGCACAAGAACGCCGAGUACCAAAGAAAAGCAGAGAACGAGGCGGAGAAGAAACGCAGCCUAGAAAAUGAAGUGAACAGUCUGAAGGAUCAACUUGAAGACUUGAAGAAAAGGAACCAAAAUUCCCAGAUCUCGAACGAGAAAAUGAACCAGCUCCAAAGACAACUGGAUGAAGCCAACGCCCUCCUACGUACAGAGUCAGACACAGCAGCCCGGUUACGGAAGACUCAAAACGAGAUGUCCAAGCAGAUCCAGCAGCUGGAAACCAAUAACCGAGAGCUCCAGGACAAAACUUGUAUGCUGGAAAAUGCCAAGCUGAAGCUAGAGAAGGACUACAUCAACCUGCAAUCAGCCCUGGAAUCUGAAAAGAGGGAUCGGACGCAGGGAUCGGAGAUUAUUAGUGACCUUCAAGGCCGGAUAUCUGUAUUAGAAGAUGACGUUAAGAAAGGAAAGGACUUUCUUACACGUGCAGAGUCUGAGAAGAGGCAUCUACAGGAGAGGCUAGCUGCCCUGGAGAAGGAAAAAAAUAACCUGGAGAUCGACAUGACGUACAAGCUGAAGGCUCUGCAGCAGAACGUGGAGAAGGAAGAAGCAGAACAUAAGGCCACCAAGGCACGCCUGGCUGACAAGAACAAGAUCUAUCAGUCUAUUGAAGAGACCAAGUCUGAAGCCAUGAAAGAUAUGGAGAGAAAACUGCAGGAGGAGAGGUUGUCCAAGCAAAGACUGGAGAACAACUUGCUGCAGGCAGAGAAGCAAUGCUCCAUGCUGGACUGUGACCUCAAGCAAGCCAAGCAGAAGAUUAAUGAGCUGGAGACCCUGAAGGACAAACUCCUGGAAGAUGUUAAAAACCUUACCUUAAAAACUGAACAGGAGACCCAGAAACGCAGCCUGACCCAGAAUGACUUAAAGAUGCAGCUUCAACAGGUGAACAGUCUAAAGAUGUCAGAGAAGCAGCUGAAGCAGGAGAUCAACCACUUGACCGAGAUCAGAGCGAGCCUAGAAAAACAGAACAGCGAGCUGCGCAAAGAACGUCAAGACGCAGAUGGUCAGAUGAAGGAACUUCAAGACCAGCUGGAGGCUGAGCAGUAUUUCUCUACCUUGUACAAGACCCAAGUGCGAGAACUGAAGGAGGAGUGUGAAGACCAAGGGAAACUUUACAAGGACAUGCAACAGAAGGUUCAGGAGCUCCAGGAUGAGAGGGACUCUUUGGCUGCUCAGCUUGAGAUCACAUUGACUAAGGCGGACUCUGAACAGCUGGCACGCUCCAUUGCUGAGGAGCAGUACUCUGACCUGGAGAAAGAGAAGAUCAUGAAAGAGCUGGAGAUCAAGGAGAUGAUGGCUCGUCAUAAACAAGAGCUUGCCGAGAAAUAUGCCACCAUUAGUUCUCUUGAGGAAGCCAACAAAACACUAACUACCGAUGUGGCCAAUUUGGCCAAUGAGAAGGAAGACAUGAACAACAAACUGAAGGAUUCCCAAGAAGAAAUUCAACAUCUGACCGAAGAAGGAACUACCGUUGUGAUCCUUAAGACACAAUUUGAGAAGCAACUGCUGAACGAGAGGACCCUGAAGACCCAGGCCGUGAACAAGCUAGCCGAAAUUAUGAACAGGAAAAUUCCCAAUUCCAAGGGCGGACCUGACACCGAUGUGCGCAGGAAGGAGAAGGAGAAUAGGAAGCUGCAAUUGGAGUUGAAAUCCGAGAGGGAAAAGCUUUCACGCCUUGUCAUCAAGUACCAGAAAGAGAUGAAUGAGAUGCAGGCGCAAAUUGCGGAAGAGAGUCAGGUUCGAAUUGAGCUUCAGAUGGCGCUCGACAGCAAAGACAGCGACAUCGAGCAGCUGCGGUGUCAGCUGCAAUCCAUUCACAUCGGCAUGGAUAGCACGAGUAUCGGCAGUGGGCAUGGUGACACCGACAAUGAUGACGGAUACCCAGUUCACAUCACUCAGUCCCGUACUAUGGAGUCCAUGUCAUUCACCUACCAGCGUUCCUCUACUUCCGUCAGCAUUGGCACUAAGCCCUCCCGUGCUCGCUUGCUUUUCAACUCUGAUUCUGAUACGGACUCAGAGGAGGAACCAAAACCCAGUGCACGAACCCCUACAGAUCCCGAUAGCGAUGACAACGAAGAAUCCAGACUGGAAGGAUGGUUGUCACUUCCUGUGCGAAAUACUAAGAAGUUUGGCUGGAUUAAAAAGUAUGUGGUGGUUAGCAGCAAGAAAAUCCUGUUUUAUGACAGUGAGCAGGAUAAAGAGCUGUCCAAUCCGUACAUGGUGUUGGAUAUAGAUAAACUAUUCCACGUGCGGCAGGUAACUCAGACGGAUGUGUAUCGGGCGGAUGCUAAGGAGAUUCCACGGAUCUUCCAGAUUUUAUAUGACAAUGAAGGAGAAAGCAAGAAAGAGAUAGAAUUCCCAGUGGAUCCUGUGGAGAAAUCGAACUACAUCUGUCACAAAGGACAUGAGUUCAUUCCCACGUUAUACCAUUUCCCAACAAGCUGUGAUGCCUGCAUGAAGCCCCUGUGGCACAUGUUCAAACCCCCUGCUGCCUUAGAGUGCCGGCGCUGCCAUAUCAAAUGCCACAAGGACCAUAUGGAUAAGAAAGAGGACAUGAUAGCACCUUGCAAAGUAAACUACGAUAUUUCUACGGCUAAGAAUCUACUUUUAUUAGCGAACUCCACGGAGGAGCAGCAGAAGUGGGUGAGUCGGCUGGCAAAAAAAAUUCCCAAAAAGGCGCCGGCUCCUGAUCCCUUUGCCCGUUCCUCUCCAAGAACUUCCAUGAAGGUACAGCCAAACACGUCUAUGAGGCGGCCUAGUCGACAACUUCCUCCAAACAAACCCAGACUGCUUGACCUGGCUUUUAACGACUGGCACUGGUCUCUGGAUGACGUAGAGGAUGAUGGGGAUGAUGUUUUUGAUUUCUGAAGCGGUAACCUCGGUUAACUGCCUUCUGUGAAUGCAGUGCCCAUUUUAAGAUGAUUUCUUCCAUUAAAUGACAAAAAUAAGACUGAUUGCAAAAUAAGGUGUCCAAAAUAUAAAAAAAAGGAGAAAAAAAACAAAACUAUAUUUUUUUCCAAAAAGACUGUGCAUAUAUAUAUCAGAGGUUUACAAAAAAAUUUCUUGCUGCAAUGUAGAAAGAGAGAAAAGAAAUAAUGUUGUUCCUGACGAGUGGCUCAGGGUGGUCAGAAGUCACUGUGAUUUACGUAGACCCCUAACCCGGGAUUAAUACCCAGGUUACACUCCUGAUACUUUGCAAACGAAAAUCUCCGAGGACGGCUUUUACCCCUGCUCGAAACGUGAAAGCUUCAAAGCGAGGAUAUGAACGGUGGGGAAACGAGUGCCGGUUCCACAAGGUUUUUUACACUACAUCCCAGAGGAACUCCGGUCCCACAGCUGACGGCGUCCAACACAGCGGUUUUGGUGCUCUGUAUCGCUCCGAAUGAGCUCCUCAACGAGAGAAAAAGACAGACCGUGUAUAUAUUUGUAUCGUACUGUACCGCCAGAGGCUUUGUGAGAACGGCACCCUUUAUUUUUGUACUCCUUGACCAAUGCCUGCGGUUGUGACUAUGCACAUGUACAAAGCCAUAGUGUUAUCCCUCUGUCUGACUCAUAUGGAGGGAUUAGCGCGGGGGGGG